Molecule: messenger RNA, 2677 nt
Organism: Myxocyprinus asiaticus (Chinese sucker)
Lineage: Eukaryota; Metazoa; Chordata; Actinopteri; Cypriniformes; Catostomidae
Product: stromal cell-derived factor 1-like
Exons: 4
Coding region: 102-386 (94 amino acids)
Biological process (GO): immune response; positive regulation of cell migration; chemotaxis
Cellular component (GO): extracellular region
Molecular function (GO): chemoattractant activity; chemokine activity
Source: RefSeq, a predicted model, not a curated record
CUCGAGCCUGUGCGCAAAUUUAACUCAGAGACGCAGUUGCCAUACUGUCACAGUUACUCCUGGAUUCUACACAGUGCGGAUCUCUUCUUCACACUAUAAACAUGGAUCUGAAAGUGAUCGUGGUAUUCGCUUUGAUAGCGGUCGCCCUUCAUGCCCCCGUUUCUGAUGCCAAACCCAUCAGCCUGGUAGAGAGAUGCUGGUGCCGUUCCACAGUCAACACAGUCCCACAGAGAAGGAUUCGCGAACUGAAGUUCCUGCACACUCCCAACUGCCCGUUCCAAGUCAUUGCCAAACUGAAGAACAACAAGGAGGUGUGCAUUAACCCAGAGACCAAGUGGCUACAACAGUACCUAAUGAACGCCCUAAACAAAAUGAAAAAAGCCUAACAACAGAGCUAAGAAGUCUGCCAGAUGACAAGGGAAUCUGACAGCCCACCAUCACAGAUAUGUACCAUGUAGUCCUCUGGCAUGCUUGCUGACCCAGCACUUAACCUGCCAAAUAUGCUCCCCCAGUAAAGACUCAGCAAAAGACCACCAGAACACUCUGAUCGCCACCCAUGUAGUCUCCUCUGUUUGCGCCAAGUGCAAUUAUAUAUGUAUGACUGUGUUUUUAUACGUAUGAUAUGUAUAUACAAUGCUUUUUUUUUAUACAUCGUCUUAAAACCAGUAAAGAGAUAUUUUUGGAGUUGUGUUUGCUCCUUGCUUUUCUCAUUAUGUUGGGGUAGGUAGAGCUGCAUGAGAUAAUGAGGUUUUUUUGGAGCAAACAUUGAAAACUCAAAUCUCACUGCAGGUUAACCUUAGAUAAAAUGGGAAAACUCACAUGCCUGAAGUGUUUUUUUGUUUUGAUUUUGUUUUAUUAUUUUUUUUUUUUUUGGACAAAAAUGAAGGCCAUUGAUCCUCAAAUAUUUCAAGAUGUAUUUUACUAGCUUAUAGUUUAGAUAUAUGUACCAGCAUAUAUUGCAUGUAAAAGUUAUAUGGCAUGUAUGGAAAAGAGUGAGACUUGUUUUUCUUCUUGGAAAGGCAGGACUUUGCCAGACAAACUAUUUAGACCUUACAUGAACCCAAACAGUUUUUGAAUGCUUUGGGGAAUGUAAUUGGCUUUACUGGAAGACCUUCGUGGGGCAAUAGAGAGUGGAAUGCUUUUUGCUAUGUUCUGUAGGCACCAAAACAUCUGGGCUUGUAAACAUUAAUUGACCGAUCAGUGUGUGCAUAAGAAACUCGGCAUCACAACACAAAACAAUGAGCGUUCAACUGAAUUAUGUAAUAAACGGAAUAAACAGAGACAGUUGUGCUCUUAAACAAUUGAGUAAUAUGCAACAUUAACCUGGGAACAAAUUUAGUUUACAGAAUUUAUAGCCGAGUUCUAUAAAUACUAAUUAGCUAAUCCAAUUCAUUCAGUAAUAAAAGCUAAAUUUAAAAGCGUUAGGCAUGACAAUAUUUAGAAAAAUUAUUAGUGUUAAUGGAACAACUAAGGUAGAACUUGGGACAGAAUUAACUGACUUUAUGUCUACCUAUAUACAACAAUGCACUUUAUAACCAUUUGUGAUCAUUUACGGAAAAUAAAAUAACAGAUACUGAAUGACGUCCGCUAGUGAAUAGUUUUAGUUCCUGUUUUCUGUGUUUAGAAGUAGUUAUGACUGUAUUGUCAAAUUUAUUAAACAUUUGCAUCUUAAGCAUGAGAUUUUUUUAUUUGGAGUGGCUUUAUUUUCAAAGAUUUCUUUUUUUUUUUUUUUUUUUUUUUGUGGAUUAUUUGACAACUAUUUUUAAAAACAGUCAGAUUAUUCAUACAGAAACACAAAUACACAACAAUAAUACAUUUAAAAUGAUCUAGCACACUGAAUUUUUACAGAGACUUGACUUUGAAAAUAAAGGCAUAACAACCUAUAUUGGCAAAGACCUCUCAAAACCACCACAACGAAAAAUAAAACCUUAGUAAGGCUCAGAUUUCUGAACUGUUUUGUCUAGUAAUUCACCCAAUGUUCCACCAAACCCAACAUUUAACAAAGCAUGUCAAUGCCAUGAACAUCUCUAGGAAAUUAGCAUAUGGCAUUUGUUUGUUACACUACUGCCAAUUUCAUCCCAUACACCAAUUUAAUGUUGAGCCAUUAAAUGCACCAGGCCUCAUUUAAAAACACAGCCCUCGGGCACACAAUAUAUGCUUGCUCUGUGCUACAACUGGAGUGUCAGUGUACUGGACAAGAGUUUAGUGCCCCUCCAAGUCCGUCAAUAAAGUUGGGUUCAUAGUCACAAAAUCAGAUAAAUGAAAUCUCUAAAAAAUUGCAGCAGACAUCAGGUCUUGGCACAGCUCAUUACCCCAUUCAUCAUGCACUUUUUUUUGAAAGGAGCCAUUUCAGAAUGUGGUUAAAAGCCAUAUUCAAUUCAUGAACUGUCUCACUGGCUAGAUUGAUAAAACUGUCAAUAAUAAAACAAACACAUAAUAGGGAAAAUUCCUAUCUUCCCAGUGUGGUGAUGUCACAAACAUUUGGCAAAAGCGAGGGAUCUAUUGUAUAGACUUUUUUGAGUUAUUCCAUCAAAAUGCCAGUAUUUUUCGAAACUGUAACAAAGGUGACUAUUUGAAGCAUAUAUACUGUCCUUACACACAUUUUUCCCACUUAAUGUGAAGAGUAUUACUUUUGUAUAUGGCAGCUUAAUACAGAAUAAAGUACAUCUGUCCUUUC